Molecule: messenger RNA, 3006 nt
Organism: Corythoichthys intestinalis (scribbled pipefish)
Lineage: Eukaryota; Metazoa; Chordata; Actinopteri; Syngnathiformes; Syngnathidae
Product: delta-1-pyrroline-5-carboxylate synthase
Exons: 17
Coding region: 155-2494 (779 amino acids)
Cellular component (GO): cytoplasm; mitochondrion
Molecular function (GO): glutamate-5-semialdehyde dehydrogenase (NADP+) activity; ATP binding; glutamate 5-kinase activity
Source: RefSeq, a predicted model, not a curated record
AACGCCGCUGUGAAUUGCAGUCCUGUCACGAACCCUCAACGUGGGCUGUGGAUGUGGCAGCCAGGCUGACGAGCGACGUGUCUUUGCUCCUGAAGUUUACUCAGCGUGUUAGGGCAGGUUUUCUCACGUUUGACUAUUGUGAGGUUUCGCUGCCAUGUUUGCCAAACUUCACUUAUGUUCUCACUUCCCACCCAGAAUCUGGCAAGUGAAAGUCAACGCUGCCUCUAUAAGAACAUUUUCCCAAGAAAAAUUUUCGCACCUGCGGUCCCAUGGCAAGUCUUUUGCCCAUCGGAGUGAGUUGAAGCAAGCCAAACGCAUCGUGGUGAAACUAGGGAGUGCUGUGGUGACACGGGGAGAUGAGUGCGGCCUGGCACUUGGGCGCCUGGCUUCCAUAGUUGAGCAGGUGGCCAUGCUGCAGAAUCAAGGCAGGGAGAUGAUGAUUGUAACCAGUGGAGCUGUGGCUUUUGGGAAACAGAGAUUAAGACAUGAAAUCCUGCUCUCUCAAAGUGUCAGACAAGCUUUACAUUCUAACCAGAAUCAGCUGAAAGAAAUGGCAAUUCCAGUUUUGGAGGCAAGGGCUUGUGCAGCCGCUGGACAGAGCGGUCUGAUGGCAUUGUAUGAAGCUAUGUUCACCCAAUACAGUAUCUGCACAGCACAAAUUUUAGUUACAAACUUGGACUUUCAUGAUGAGCAGAAGCGACGCAACCUUAACAGCACGCUUCUUGAACUUCUACGGAUGAACAUAGUUCCCAUUAUCAACACCAAUGAUGCUGUUGUGCCUCCCCCUGUUCCCAAUAGUGACAUACAGGGCAAAAAUGUAAUAAGCAUCAAAGAUAAUGACAGUUUAGCUGCCCGUCUGGCUGUUGAAAUGAAAGUGGACCUCCUAAUUGCCCUGUCUGAUGUUCAAGGCCUGUAUGACAGUCCUCCAGGAACAGAUGAUGCCAAACUCAUUGAUAUCUUUUAUCCUGGAGACCAGCAGACCAUCACUUAUGGAACCAAGUCCAGAGUGGGCAUUGGUGGCAUGGAGGCCAAGGUCAAAGCAGCCCUAUGGGCACUACAAGGUGGUUCGUCUGUGGUCAUUGCCAAUGGCACUGAUCCCAAAGUCACAGGACAUGUUAUCACAGAUAUUGUAGAAGGGAAAAAAGUUGGCACCUUCUUUUCAGAAGUAAAACCAGCAGGUCCCACUGUGGAGCAGCAGACAGAGAUGGCCCGUCAAGCUGGAAGAACGCUGGCUUCGCUUCAGCCAGAGCAGAGAGGAGAAAUCAUUUGCAGUCUUGCUGAAUUACUUACUGAGAAGAAGGAUGAGAUUCUCAGUGCAAACAAGAGAGACAUGGAGAUGGCAACAUCAUCAGGUCGUUUCUCCCAGGCUCUAAUCGACCGACUGAGCCUGUCAACAGCGAAACUUAACAGCCUCGCCAUCGGACUUCGCCAGCUAGCUGUGUCCUCCAGGGAUAGUGUAGGUAGGGUGCUGAGGAGAACCAGGAUUGCAAACAAUUUGGAGUUGGAGCAGAUCACUGUCCCUAUUGGUGUCUUGCUGGUUAUCUUUGAGUCACGUCCUGACUGUCUUCCACAGGUAUCUGCUUUGGCUAUUGCAAGUGGAAAUGCAUUGCUACUUAAAGGUGGCAAAGAAGCUUCCAACACCAACAGAAUUCUGCAUCAACUCACCCAAGAAGCGCUUUCUAUUCAUGGCGUCACAGAAGCUAUUCAACUGGUUAGCACACGAGAGGAGGUGGAAGAUUUAUGCAGACUGGACAAGGUCAUUGACCUGAUUAUUCCAAGAGGUUCGUCCCAAUUGGUGCGAGACAUCCAGAGAGCAGCAAAGGGUAUUCCAGUACUGGGCCACAGCGAGGGUGUCUGUCAUGUCUACAUCGACAGUGAAGCAAGCAUUGAUAAAGCUAUUGAAAUUGUCCGAGACUCUAAAUGCGACUACCCUGCAGCCUGCAAUGCAAUGGAAACCCUCCUCAUACAUAGAGACUUGUUGCGAACACCAAUAUUUGACCAGAUCAUCGAUAUGCUCAGGACAGAACAUGUUAAGAUACACGCUGGUCCCCGGUUUGCAUCUUAUUUAACAUUCAGUCCAUCUGAGGUAAAAUCCUUGCGCACAGAGUAUGGGGAUCUAGAGUGCUGCAUCGAAGUGGUGGAUAGCAUGCAAGAGGCUGUGGACCAUAUCCAUAAAUAUGGAAGCUCCCACACAGAUGUGAUUGUCACAGAAAAUGAAGAGACUGCUGAACAGUUCCUUCAGCAAGUUGAUAGUGCUUGCGUAUUCUUCAACUCAAGCUCUCGCUUCGCUGAUGGCUACCGCUUUGGUCUAGGUGCUGAGGUGGGGAUCAGCACAGCACGCAUCCAUGCCAGAGGCCCGGUGGGCUUAGAGGGGCUACUGACCACGAAAUGGGUGCUUCGAGGAGAAGGUCAUACUGUAGCCGACUUCUCUGAGCAAGGAAGUAUGAAAUACCUUCAUGAAAACAUCCCUAUUCCCCAGGGGAGCUUCAGCUAGACUCGUGCUAUCAAUGACUCAAAUUAACAAAUGAUGCAUGCAAAGGUGUGCAUAUGAAAGUAGCACUUAGCUGCUACAGAUUCAUUUCUUGUACAAAUGAAGUGUUACUGCAAAAAGAUUGCCUAUAGUACGGAAGGUUUGAUACACCAAACUAGUUUUUGGAGACCUGUGCACACUUUUUUUCCCCAGUUCAACUAAGAAUAAAUGUCAUGAGCCAAACAUAUACACCCAACAGAUCUGUUUGCUCCAGUGCUAAGGAAAGAGUUUUUACUGGCACAUCGGGGAUUUUUAACUUAUUUUUCUACAAACUGUAUCAUCGCCUUUUUUGCAAUUGAAUGUAAAAUAUCUUUGCAAUUAUCAUGUUUUUCUCUGAAUCGGAUAAUUUGAUUAAAUAUAUAUUAUGUUAGCUUCUGUUCAAUUUGCCUUUAUUUUCAUGAUUAUUCACACUGGUGUGGCUCAGUGAUACAGUAGUUGUUAGCAGGGGUGAAAGUGGGCCAGAACGGUCAGGAACG